CAUCAAGAAGCUCAAGCCGAGGUAUUGGUCAGUACCUUCUAUAAAGAAUUUAAAAGCCAGGCAUAUAUGAGUUCUGUAGCUGCCUGGGUGUAGAUUAUUGAGAGCCAGAUUGCACGUCAAUGCCAUAGAGCCGUGUCUGCCAUCGUCGCACUUACGUUAUUCCAGCCAUACGGAUGCAACGGACUGAAAUGUAUGUAUUGUAGGUGAAAGAAAUCCCCCGCACAUAUCUCAUCGAGGAUGACGCCAGUCAGAUGAUGGGUAACACAAGCAACCCCAAAGCGGGAAGUGAGAUCAUCGACAGGAACAGAAUGGAUCACACGGCGGCCUCGGAUGACUCCUGCCAAGAAAAGAGAUUCGGCACAUGUGAGGAGCUGCCCAGUUUGACAUGGUCCACGCCCACAUCCUCUGGUCACCAUUUCUAAAUCACAACUCUCCCAUCUUAGACCUCCGAUAGAAUUAGAAGACAUGGCACCACUCCUUGCCGAGGAAGUCAUCAAGCAUUCCGCAUACAACACCAUCAAUUAUGACCUUUCCGCCACAACGUCUGGAUCAUGUACCGUGGCGCAAAACAGGCGAGGAGGGCCCUUGAACAUCAACUAUGAGAUCCAUGGCACUGGCCCCGUGAAGCUCGUGUGGGUAAUGGGUCUCAAUGCAACGCUUAAGGACUGGAGGCGUCAGACCAAAUACUUUGGUCACCAGCACGCUUCCAAAUAUACAUGUCUGGUCUUUGACAACCGCGGAGUUGGCCGGUCGGAUAAGCCGGUCGCCUAUUACUCCACAUCCGAGAUGGCUCGCGAUGUGGUGGACCUGGUCGCCUCGCUGGGCUGGAUCGACCUUGCUGCUCCGCCGAAACGAUCGAUCCAUGUCAUCGGUGCUAGCAUGGGUGGUAUGAUCGCCCAAGAAAUUGGAAUGCUCAUUCCCGAUCGCUUAUUGAGCCUGACCCUCUGGUGUACCGCUCCGCGAUUGGUUCGGACAGGUCCGUUCCUCGAAAACUUGCGUGAACGGGCGGGCAUGUUCAUUCCCCGCCAUGUCGACAUAGAGCUCGAGAGGAUGGCAAGGAGUCUCUUCCCCGAGGACUUCCUGGCCGAACCAGAUACGGAGUACGAGGACCCAGCGAUGAACUUUCCUACCAAGCGUGAUCGGUUUGCUGCUGGUAUGCUGCAUAAGCGUGCGGACACCGAAGCGCAUACGAAGAAAGGAUUCAUGAUGCAGGUGCUGGCUUGCUAUUUCCAUCACAAGUCAGCGGAGCAGCUCAAAUCUCUGGGAGAUCAAGUGGGGAGGGAGCGGAUCUUCGUGUGCCAUGGCACUAGAGACUUGAUGCUGACGUUUCGCCAUGGGGAAAUAAUACGCGAGGAGAUCGGUGAUGGGAUCCAAUGGAAGGUUUUUGAAGGCAGCGGCCAUAUGCUGGGCUGGGAGAGGGAGAACGAGCUGAACAAGAUGCUUGAAGAGUUUGUUGAUAGAUGCACCUGA
Aspergillus vadensis CBS 113365 is the source of this 1470-nucleotide messenger RNA. Its product is annotated as alpha/beta fold hydrolase. The coding region runs from base 466 to 1470 and encodes 334 amino acids. The transcript has 2 exons. Lineage: Eukaryota; Fungi; Ascomycota; Eurotiomycetes; Eurotiales; Aspergillaceae. The record is from RefSeq and is a predicted model, not a curated record.